Molecule: messenger RNA, 3053 nt
Organism: Nothobranchius furzeri (turquoise killifish)
Lineage: Eukaryota; Metazoa; Chordata; Actinopteri; Cyprinodontiformes; Nothobranchiidae
Gene: mysm1
Product: Myb-like, SWIRM and MPN domains 1
Molecular function (GO): protein binding; metallopeptidase activity
Source: RefSeq, a predicted model, not a curated record
GUUAACCGAACAGUCGUUCAUCCGAGCCACAUGGUGGCGCUGUGGCUCAACGUGGUAUGUGUUUCUCACCAAAGCGGCGCAGACUAAUGUUAUGUUUACGUCUGUCCGACAACAUGGAGGACGACGUGGAUGUUGACAUCGAGGGAGACGAUUUUGAUUGUAAUGUCCGUGAGAUAGACGAAGGAGGUGUAAUCCAGGAUCAGUUCGUCCAGUCUGUGGGCAAAAGCAGCUCCUGGAUCCUGCCCUGGGAACUGGACAGCUCCAUCAGCCCUGAGAACAGAGAGGUGAUAGAGAGGAUGCUGCUGGAGGAACAAUAUUACCUCACAGGUAAGGCGGUUCCUGACAACAUUCUGCACAGUGAUUCUAACAAAAAGCCUAAAGUGAAGAAGUCUCUAUCCAAGAACUCAACCUCAAUGUCCGCUUCAUCGUCUCGCUGGUCAAAACAGGAAAAGGAGCGCUUUGAGGAAGGAUUGGCCCAAUUUGGUCGAAGGUGGACUAAAAUUGCCAAGCUGGUGGGCACCCGUAGUGUUCUUCAGGUCAAGAGUUAUGCCAGACAGCAUUUCAAGCAAAAGGAUAAACCCGAACCCAAAGCUGCUGCUUCGUCUGCAGGUCCUGACCUGCACUCACACCCUCCUCCGCCAGCCUCCGUCUGUGCUUCUGUUCUGUCCAACGCUGUUCGCAUAGAGAGACUUUCUGACGAUGAGGAUGUAGACAUCACUGAUAACCAGAGUGAGGAUGAAGGGAGAGUUGUCCAAACUGGAUUCUGUGAUUCAGAAGAGCCUAAAGAAGAACAAACAGAAUCAGACCUGAGUGAGGGGGAGAACGUUCAUGAGACAGAGGACCAACCCUGCCAGAGCUCUCUUCCUCUACAAAGUCCUCUGGGCUUUUCUGAUUUAGUUUGCAAUGAUGAAGGUGACAAACUGAGGAUAACUGAGAAGGCUAUAGAGACAGAAACCCCUCCAGAGGAGACGGCUGAGGCAAACGAAGGUCAGAGUUCUCUGUGUGACAUUCAGCUAGGUGAAGAUGAUCACACCUGCACAGACUCUAAUGAUAAGAUUGAAAAUUACGAAUCGGAAAAGGAGCUGGAGGAAGACUAUGAAGACGAGGAAGAGGAGGAGCUCAAAGCCCCUGAGCGAGAAAUUCAGAUGGACACAGAGACGAUCACUGAGGACGAGAAACAAGCCAUCCCAGAGUUCUUUGAGGGACGACCGUCCAAAACCCCAGAAAGAUAUCUUAAGAUUAGAAACUACAUCCUGGAUCAGUGGCUGAAAAAUAAACCCAAGUACCUCAACAAGACCUCAGUCCGUCCUGGUCUGAAGAACUGUGGGGAUGUCAACUGCAUCGGGAGAAUACACACCUACCUGGAGCUCAUUGGGGCAAUCAACUUCAACUGUGAGCAAGCAGUGUAUAAUCGCCCCAAAGUGGUGGACCGCUCCAAACACAAGGAGGGCAAAGACGUGCUGGAAGCCUAUCAGCUGGCUCAGAGACUCCAGAGUAUGCGGACCAGGAGGAGGCGUGUGCGCGACAUCUGGGGGAACUGGUGUGAUGCUAAAGAUUUGGAAGGACAGACAUACGAGCAUCUCGGUGCUAAGGAGCUCGCUUUGAGGAGGGAGGAGAUGAGGAAGCACCCUAAACCCUGCAAGAUGUCAAAAUACAGAUGGUCUUUAGAUCCAUUCCAGCUGAUUCCCUGCAGGUCGUUUGAAGACGACGUACAGGAGCCGUUUCAGGUCGUUGUGUGUGCCGAGACUCUCCUCAUCAUGGACAUGCACGCUCACGUGUCACGGGGGGAAAUCAUCGGCCUGCUGGGAGGAACAUUCAGUGGGGAAGCUAAAGUACUGAAGAUCUGUGCUGCAGAGCCUUGCAACAGUGUGAGCACAGGUCUACAGUGUGAGAUGGACCCGGUGUCUCAGACACAGGCAUGUGACACGUUGGCGUCCCUGGGCCUCGGUGUAGUGGGCUGGUACCACUCACACCCGUCCUUCCAGCCGAACCCCUCGGUACGAGACAUAAACACACAGGAUCAGUUCCAGAGCUACUUUUCCCGAGGCGGAGCCCCCUUCAUAGGGGUGAUAGUGAGCCCGUAUGACCCAGCCAACCCCUCCCCCCACUCCCAAAUCACCUGCUUGCUGGUAAAAGAGAGCCAGGAGGCUUCCAGUCCCAACAAGCUGCCUUACAGAUUCAGCUUUCUGACAUCACAAGAUGUCCCUGACUGGGAUCAGACCAUGAGGAGGGCUCAGUGGAUUGUCCAGAAAUACGCUCAGGCACCCGGGAGUGUCCAAAUGGACAGAUUAUUUCGGAGAGAGUCAAAUCUCACCUGUUUGGAGAAGAUGUUAGCAUCUUUGGCAAGAUACACGGAGCCCCUUCCAGAUGGGGAGGGAGACCUGUUUCUCACUCAGAUCCAGGCCCUUUUCUUGACAGAUUUCAUUUCCAAGCAGCAAUCCUCAGAUUUAGAAGAAAGAAAACCUUUAGAUAUUUCAUCAAAGACUGUGGAGUCAGAAGACGUCCCUUUUGAUCAGCUGAUCUGUCAGGACAGGCCCCAAGAAGAGGGAGGAGGAGUCGAGACAGACAGCUCCACCAUAUUGCAUCUAGGUUCUGUUUUAUCAACUGAGCAUGACUAUUUACUGUGAAAAGUUGUAUAACUAACAAAACAGGUUCUGGUUAACAUCUUAUUAUUAAUAUAACAAUUUGCUCUGUAAAUACACUGAGAUUUAGCAUCAGUAUUAUCCACUUUCUAAUGUAGUUUUACGGUAUGUGACAUUUUAUUCCAUUUGUAAUUUGUCAUUCAACUCCCAGAAAUCAACAGACUUGUCUGUGAUUUUGGGUGUGUUGAAGUUGUUGUUUUGCCAAAUUUGUGAAAACAAUUUAGAAGUCGGGCAGUUUUCGGGUUUUAGGAUCGGACAUUAGAGUCGGGUGAAGGUGGUGUUCUACAAAGGGUACAGUAUUUUAUAUCAGUUAUGAGUCCUCAGAGUGACGGCAAACCAAGCCUGCUGGAGAUAGAAAACAUGUUAUCAGUUCCUUUUCUAGCAAUAAAUUUCUAUUUUUUAUAUUUUGAA